Messenger RNA from Triplophysa dalaica, 4690 nucleotides. RefSeq names its product alpha-2-macroglobulin-like protein 1. The record is from RefSeq and is a predicted model, not a curated record. Gene Ontology annotation, cellular component: extracellular region. Gene Ontology annotation, molecular function: endopeptidase inhibitor activity. Lineage: Eukaryota; Metazoa; Chordata; Actinopteri; Cypriniformes; Nemacheilidae. Bases 16 to 4404 code for a protein of 1462 amino acids. The transcript is spliced from 36 exons.
AACCAACAGCUCAAGAUGCGGGCACUGGGAACGCUGCUAACAGUACUGCUACUACAGUAUGAUUCAAGUGGAGCAACUGACCCCACAUACCUGGUGGCAGUCACUUCUCAGACAGUGAGCGGCACUACAGAGACUCUGUGUGCACAUAUCCAUGAGUCCAGUACAACCCUUUCUUUAGUGGUAACUUUGAGCUCAGAUAAUGGAAAUAUGACCAUUCUUAACGAGAAAUAUAUUAAAAGGGAUUACUACAAGUGUGUGCCUUUCCAGGUCCCUGUAGUGCUUGUAGACACUGUGGGAACUGUCUAUGUUCAAAUCAAAGGAGCUUCAACAACGCUUGUCAAAACCACCCGGAUUCUCAUAAAUCCUCCAAAGAAGCUAGUUUUCAUCCAAACAGACAAGCCAAUCUACAAACCUGGGGAAACAGUAAAGUUUCGCAUCGUCUCUUUGGAUUCCAAUUUCUUGACUCACAAUCAGAGGUUUCAAACAGUAGAACUCCGGGAUCCUAACUCAAACCGCAUUGGUCAGUGGUUGAAUCAGACCACCAGGAAUGGCAUUUUAGAUCAUUUCCACCGCAUGACACCUCAGGCCGCUGAGGGCAACUACGUCAUCACUGCUUGGGAUAAGAAUAACCAACAAACAACACACUACUUUGAAAUUAAAGGAUAUGUUCUGCCUAAAUUUGAUGUCAACGUGAAUCUUCCUCCUAUUAUAACUCCCACGAACAAAGAGUUCAUGCUACACAUUUGUGCUCAAUACACCUAUGGGAAGGGCAUUCAGGGAUCUGUGACUGCUGAAGUGUGUGGAAUAAACUAUAAUUAUUACUGGUCUCGCCGAGUUGAUUACUGGAAUCAUGGAAGUACACCAAAAACAUGCAGAAACUACGUCAUAAAGACCGACAAGACCGGCUGUGCCUCUCAAGUAUUAAAUGUGACUGAAUAUCACAUGAGUCCAGGAGGAUAUUUUCAGAUCAAUUACAAAGUAGAAGAGGAUGGAACAGGGAUUACAGUGGAGGGUUCAGCUGGAGCUUCUUAUAGCAGCGACGUUAUCACAGUUUCCUUUGUUGACGCAGCAGAUACAUACAAACCUGGGAUUCCCUAUGAGGGAAAGGUUCUGGUCACUGAUGUAAACAGCAAACCACUGAAAGAUCAAAAAGUGUAUCUCAUUGUAAACCACGAUUUGAAAAGUGUGAAUAGGACACUAAUGACAGACAGCAAAGGCAUGGCUCACUUCUCUUUAGACAUGACAGAUUGGUCAAGUCAACCUGUUUAUUUACAGGUUCGCCACAGUGGGGAUGAACUCCAGAAUGGUUUCUGGCCUGCAACAAGAUAUUAUAAUGGAGCCAGUCUCUGGUUAAGCCCGUUCUACUCCAAAAGCAAAAGUUUUCUAAAGUUAAUUUCGACUUCAAACCCAUUGAGUUGUUUGAAUGGGGCAAAUGUAGAGGCCAGUUACAUCAUUCAGGGCAGUGCACUGAAAAAGGGACAGAAAAUAUUGGAUGUCUUCUGGAUGGUCUUUUCGAAAGGCAGUAUGGCUCAAAAUGGCCUUGUCUAUGUCAAAGUGCAGUUUGGAACAGAAAACAAAGGCAAAUUGUCAUUCAAAUUAAGAAAAAACGCAGCCCUGUCUCCAUUUGCCCAGGUAGUGGUGUACACAGUUCUUCCCAAUGGAGAAACAGUAGCAGACAGCUGGAACUUCCCCAUUGAACAAUGCUUGCCAAACAAGGUGUCCUUAAAUUUCUCAUCUACCACGGCUCUGCCUAAAGAAACAGCGACUCUAAACCUGAGAGCCCAGCCUGGUUCCCUUUGCUCGGUCAGGUCCAUUGAUCAGAGCGUUCUGCUUUUAAAACCAGAGGCUGAACUAAAUGCUGCCUUUGUUUUUGGAAUGUUACCAGUCCAAAUGCUGGGCGAUUACCCAUACCAAGUUUGGGAAUAUAAUGAAGAUCCCUGUAUACCUAGAGACAUGGAUCCAAUUGACCCCCCGAUACUCGUGAGGGAUCCAAUUGACCCCCCAAUGCUGGCGACGGAAAGACGUUCACUCUUUUAUUACCCUUAUUUCAAUAGAAAUGAUGCAUACAGUGCCUUUAAAGCAAUUGGAGUCAAAAUUGCUACCAACUCUGAUGUGAAAGAACCUGUUUACUGUAAUAAAUAUAUGUUUAUGAGGCCAGCAGUGGCACCAGGUGCAGGUGAUGUUCAACCAGAUGAAAGAACAGAAAAUAUGGGUGUUGGUCCACCUAUGGAAAAAACUGUUCGAAAUACAAUCCGCAAAUUCUUUCCGGAAACUUGGAUAUGGGAUCUUGUGCCUGUGGGGAGAUCUGGAUCCGUGACACUUAGAAGAACUGUUCCUGACACCAUCACUAAAUGGGCCACAGAUGCUUUCUGCACAUCUUCUGUUGGUUUCGGAGUGGCACCCAGCACUGCUCUCACUGCUUUUAAGCCGUUCUUCGUCAGCCUCACACUCCCCUACUCUGUUAUACGUGGAGAAGUUGUCAUCCUCAAAGCAACUGUAUUCAACUAUCUUUCCAAAUGUAUUAUGGUAAAGGUCACCUUGGCAGGUUCAAAGCAGUUUGAAGUUUCUCCUUUCAACAUUGGAAAUUAUACUCAAUGUGUUUGCUCAGAAGAGAGCAAAACCUUUGAAUGGAUUGUUACACCAAUUGUCCCGGGACGAAUUAACAUUGCUGUGACAUCUGAAGCUCUGCAGACUCAAGAACGUUGUGAAAAUGAGGUGGUGACAGUGCCAAAAAGAGGGCAUAUUGAUACUGUGGUGCACUCACUUUUGGUGGAGGCAGAGGGAACUAAACAGAUAGUCACUCACAACGACCUCAUCUGCUUGACAGGAAAUCAAAUGAACACAACUGUUCCUCUCACUCUGCCCGAGCAAUUUAUCGAGGGAUCUGUUCAAAGCUUUGUCACUGUAGUAGGUGAUCUGAUAGGUUGUGCUUUAAAAAACAUCGCUGAUCUGUUGCGGAUGCCUUACGGCUGUGGAGAGCAGAAAAUGGCGAUCCUUGCACCCAAUAUUUACAUCCUUCAGUACUUGGAGAGCAGUGGACAGCUCACUCCUGAGAUUUUGGAACGAGCUAAAACCUAUCUGGAGACUGGUUACCAAAUAGAGCUGACAUUCAAGCAAAAUGAUGGAUCUUACAGCCUUCACGGGAUGAGAGAUGCCUCUGGUAACACUUGGUUAACUGCGUUCGUGAUGAAGACCUUUGGAGGGGCAAAGAAAUAUGUAUUCAUAGAUCAGACACAAAUCGACCAGGCAAAGACUUGGUUGGGUCAGCAGCAGCAGACAAAUGGGUGCUAUGCCUCAAUGGGCCCAUUCUUAAACAAUUUAAUGAGGGACGGAGUCAGUGAUCAUGUCACUCUAACUGCAUACAUCACAGCAGCUCUGUUGGAGAUGGGCAUAAAUAAAUCUGAUCCUAUGGUAGCGAAAGGCCUUGAAUGUCUGAUGGAAGCUUCCAGCAACCUUAACAACAUGUUCUUUACUGCCCUGUCCUUCUACACAUACACUCUUGCUGGAGACCAAGAGAUGAGGCAGAAACUCAUCUCCAACUUGGAUAGUCAAGCCAAGAGAAAAGGGAUUGAGCGGUAUUGGUCUAAUAUACCGUAUAAUGGAAUGGUAGGCUCUUUUGAGGUACAAAUGAGCUCCUAUGUGUUGCUGGGGCUGCUUUCUGGACCCCUACUGCCAAACUUUGGACUGAACUAUUCUUCUACCAUAGUGCACUGGCUGGUCAAGAGGCAAAAUGCCUAUGGAGGUUUCUCCUCUACUCAGGACACUGUGGUGGCUCUCCAGGCACUCGCUAAAUACAGUGCUGCCACCUACAGUCCAACAGGAACCGUUGUUGUCGGUGUGACCUCCCCUUCAAGGCAAAAAUAUGACUUCACUAUAAACCAGCAAAACCGACUCCUUUACCAGGAGAAACAGCUGCAGCCACCUACAGGAAACUUCACACUCGCUGCACAGGGAAAAGGUUGUGCACUUGUGCAGUUUUCUUUGCAUUACAAUACCCCAUUCAUUAGCAGCUUCACGUUCUUCAACCUCGAAGUAAAUGCUACUUCCGUUUGUGCCAGCGAAAAGAACAUACUUGUUUCAUUAGAUUUCACUGUCAGUUAUAAUGGUCCACGAACAGGGACAAACAUGGUGAUCAUUGAAGUGAAGCUUCUGUCUGGAUUUGUGCUGGAUGACUUGUCAUUACAAUCUCUUCAGCAGGAUUCCAGAAUCAAACUUGUGGAGCAGAAUGAAGGACAUGUCAUCUUGUAUUUGGACGGGAUGAAAGUUGCAGAGACGAAAUCCUUUAACAUGAGUCUGCAACAGGAUGUGGUAGUGAAGGAUCUUAAGCCAGCCUCGGUGACAGUCUACGAUUACUACACGACUUAUGAGCGAGCGGUGAGGAAAUACACCUCCCCAUGUGCCUAGAGACAAUGCCGUGGCAGGAGUAUCGAGAGGUGUUACUGAGCCGCUGAGUGACCAGUAAUUUCAUCAGACAUUCCAAAUCAAUGAUGGAAUUAAUUACUGACUUCAAUUUUUCUUAUCUUCUGACUUUCCUUCCUAAAAUCAGAAAUAUCAGAAUAUACUGUACUGAUGACACAUGCUACUGUGUAGAUUAUCUAUAAGUGACAAUCAAAAGCCAGACUUGUGAUUUGAUCCAUUUGCAAUAAUGUAGGUUUUUAAAAGUAUCCUGUUGAAUAAAACAUUUCUGCAU